GACGGACGCCUGGGCCCGUCUGCUCAGCUAGGCGUACUGCGGCCCCCGGGGGCGGGGGAGGGGCGGAAGGGCCUGGGACCCCCAACUUUGGCAUGGGGUUGUGCCGGGCCGGGCGGGCCUGGUGUGCAGGACUUCGUGCCGAGGAGUGCAGGUCCUCGGACGACCCCCUCCGUUACUGCCCGGCUCCUCACUCCCGGCACCCACCCCCACGCCCCCGCGAGUAUCCAUGUACGUGGAGCGUCUCUCCACCUUUGGAAACUCGUUCUUUUGGGUUAAGCAUCGCCCUCCCUUGGCGUGGCUUCUUUUAAAUUAUCCUGGGAGUGGUGAGUAUGAAAGCCUCAGGGGAAUGGCUAAAAGUGACACUUUUUCUUGGUAGGAUCUUGGACCCCUGGGGGGAGGUGCAGGGAACAAGGUCCCAAGUUUUAUCUUCUAGGUGAGGUGUGUAGAUCUGAGAGCCGAGGGAGAGCCCUAGCUGUCGCAGUUGGGCACAGCUUGGGCGGGUUGUGUGCGGGGCUGUGAAGGAGCCAGGAACCGUGAUGAUACCAGUGGGGCGUUGCUGCACGUUCUUCUGAGAGCCUGUUCUGUAGUUGGGGCAGCUCAUGAGCUCGGUCGUACCUCCAGCAACUGUAGACUCCAUGGUUGAGGGGCGGUGUUGGGGUAGUGGCUGGGGGAAGUCCUUGGCCAGGCAGAGCAGGCACUGUGCCAGCACUGUGGUGUCAUUAAUGCCCUGCAAGCUCUUGGGAGAAGAGAGAAGGCGGGAAAAUUGGAGUGGUGGGAGCAAGGGCAGCCUCCUUUGCACCUCUGGCUGUCCAGUUAGCAGCCCACGGACACCCUUGCUCAGCUAUGCCCACUGGUCCUGUACUAGGGCCUCCUCAUACUGCUGUUUCCUCUUCUGAAAAAUGAGAAGAUUGGACCACUGAUCUCAGAUCUGAUGUUUUGGGGAGGGUGUAUCCUUACACUGUGUCGCUUCCUGAAGAAGGUGGCUAGGACAGGUCUUGGGGAGUGGUAGGUCACAGUCAGAUGAAGAGGAACAGGGAAGGCCUCCUGUCUUCCUGUCUAGUGAGACUCCUAGAAGCCCAGGGGCGGGUGAGCACAGCCCAUAGGUGGAGGGCAGCAGGGUGCAGGGUCUGACCUGGGAGCCCAAGGCAUGCUGGGAAAUCUAGGUUGGGAAGGACCAUAAAGAUGGCAGGGUCUGUGGCAGUUUUUUGCUGGGUUAGUGACACAGUAGAGAGAGUGUUUUAGGAGGACUGCAUGGCAGCAGUGGGCUCGAUGGCUGCUCAGUGACGACAAUCCUGGAUCAGCCCAGAAACCUUUUCUCCUGUUGCUUGAGGGAGGGAGGCCUGAGAGCCACAAAGAGGGUCAAGUGGGCCUAAGGAAGACACUGGGUCCAGAUUGCAAGCUGACCGUGGGUUUCCCUUUCCUAAAAGCCAGCGUUUGCGCCUGUGUUUGCACACUCAUGCUUGCUCACUCCCUCCCAUACACACACUCCCCACUCUUCCUCUGCUUAUUCUGGGCAGAGGGAGGCACUGAUUGGACCGCCCAUCCUGGUCACAGUCGUUCCCAUUCCCAUGUUAUAGGAACUUUGUCACAGAAGGGUUUGUCUUGAGGCCAAGAUGGUGAAAGGCCUGGAAACCAUCUCUUCCGGAUGUCUAAAAGAGCUGGCUAUAUUUAGCUGGGAGAUAGAGGCAUUCGGGUCAGCAGCAGUGUGUGUGGAAGAGCCCGUUCUGUGUAGCUGGAGGUGGCAGGCUGUAACUGGCAGGUGGAUGUUAGGCAGACAGAUGUGGCUGCAGUAAUACUACUCAGAGCACUUACUGCAUCCCAGCAUUUGUUCUGGGUACUUUUCCUAUAUUAAUUCACUUAGUUUCCACAGCAUCCCCUGGAGAUAGGUUGUUAUGAUCCCAGUUUCAUAGAUGGGUUUGCUCAGGUCCCGUGGCUAGUAUGAAGCAAGGCAGAGAUUGGAGUUCCAGCAGCCUGGCUCCUGAGGUCAAGCCCUAACCCCCAUGCUCUGCCCCUGUCUGUGUGUCCAGAACGUUGUAACUGCCAGCAAUAGGACCAGCUGCUGGGAAUGUAGUGAGCCACCCAUUAUCAAAGGCAUUCAAGUAGAAAUUGAAGAGCCAUCCCAUUUUGGGUGGAAGUUGACGUUAAAAGUUCACUGUUCUUUGAAGGUCAACAAGCAGUUGUCUGUGAUUUCUAGUUCACAAGCGUGCCAUGUUGGACAACUGGCCCCUGGGAAGAGGAGAGGGGUUGCGACUGAGCUGCAGCCCUGCCUUCUCCCCACACUUGUAAACUUAGGGUGUCACAAUCACCCGAGAAGUUUGAAAGUGUCAAUUUCUGGGCUCUGAAAGCACUAAACUUAGUUGUGAUUUAGUAGAUCUAGGAUGAGGGGGGAAUCAGCCCUAAAUGAAAGGAAAUUGUGAAGUAAAUCCUUUGAAUCUCAAAGCCCUUUUGUUUUUUCAGCGGUUCUGUUGUAGAUAGCUUCUGUUGGGAGGAGCUGAGGACACGAUGUUUCUCACUCGGUUUGCUCAACAAAGAACCUGUCUGCUGAGUUGAACCAGCUCUCCAGCAGAACUACCACCUGGCUCUGUGGGUCCUCACUCCCCAUUCCCUGCUCCAGCUGGGCCAACAAUGGCUACAGAAGCAUCUCUUUGUACCCAGGACCCUUCCCCAUCCUCCAUCACCUCCUUAAAAAUGUCUGCCAAAUGUUAGCUUUUAUUAAGAAGAUACUAGGGAUGAUAAUGUUUGGCACAGAUACCCCCUUGGUCUAUCUAUACAAACUUUCCUGGGUAAUAAUAACUUUAAAAAAUUGGAUGCUUGAUGUUUGGUGUCUUAGAGUCGCAGUCAAGCACAGCAGUUAGGGCACCAAAAUCUCAGUCCCAAGGCCUGAGUCCUGGCCUUGGACUGUGGCUGUCUGCCGGCUCAGCACGCUGCUUCAUCCCUCCGUGCGUCAGAAGCUUCGUCCACACAUGAGGGUAACAGAAUCUGAUCAGGUGGCUGCACGCGCCUAUUUUGUGAAUCAAAUGAAAGAUCUGAAAUGCUCUAAAAUGUGUAAGAUCGCACCUCUGCUGACGUUUGCUCCCCUUGAGAACAGAGCCUGUGUGACGCUCGCUCCCUUGGCAUCCGGCAGAGUGCCUGUAACUCGUGAGUGUUCCAGUCAGCUCUCUGCUCCAGCCCCUCAGUCUGCCCUCCAGCCUCUGACAGGCCAACCUGUGCGCUCACACUCACACUCACACUCGAGGACCUGGACACUCCAAACUCUGCCCCAUCCCUCGGCCCCCUCCUCCAGGUGGUUAUCUGUCCCAUGGGACUUGGUGUGACUCGUUUCCAGGUUCUGGGGACACCUUAUUUUGCCCUAGUGUAUUGGCCAUCGUGGGAGUUAAUAAAUAUUUGUGCAGGUAGGAAAAGACAGUGAGGUAAUUGUAUGGACCUUUCCUGCCCCCUUCCCUCUUUUCCUCAGCUGCAGCAGUGAGAGAAUGGGACUGUAAAUAGGGGGGUUCCAACCUUUUUGACUCUGUGACCCCCUUUCUUAACACUGAAAACUUCCCUGGGCCCCACAUAGUUGCGUACAUAGUAUAUUAGAUUGUAGUCUUUCCAUGUGUUUUAAGGUAAAUUCAGUAUUACCUUUAAAGGACACACGUGUAUUCAUCCCAGCAGCGUCUAUAUAGUUCUAAACAUAGUCAUCAAAGUGUUCAAGCAAAACGUGCACAUUCAGCCAACAAACAGUGUUCAUGUCCAUUCAGACCCUGGGCCUGUUGGGACAAGCCGAGGCUCCCAGGUCUGCAGUGCAGAUGGGGACUCCCUGACCGAAGGGUCUCCCUGCUCCACCAGCCGUGGGGUUCCUGAGCCUUGCUGGGGUUAGGACUCUGGAAGGGAGAGAAGGAAGAGGGUGUAGUGGGGAAGAGCAGGGAGGACCAGAGGACAGAGCAAGGCAGGUGGGCUGUGGAUGUUGGGGGGGAAGGCAGUGGCCACCAGGCACGGUGGGGGAUGAGGUUGCAAAGGUGGAACAAGGCUGGGCAGUGAGGCCUCCCUGCCAGAGGAGACAGGUGGGGCACAGUGCUCGUGUCUUGUUGGGAAGUGUGAUGGGACCCUGUGUUGGGGUCCCCAAGAGCACCCCGGGUCAGAGAUUUGCCAGGAGGACUCUCAGGACUUGGCAUAUAGUUGUGUUCACAGCAGUGAUUUAAUGCAGCAAGAGGCACAAAGCAAACUUAGCACAGGGAACAGGCAUGUGGGCCAUGUCGGGAGGAGCCAGGCGGGAGCUUCCAGGGUCCCCUUCUGAUGGAGUCACACAGGCUGUGCUCAGUUCUUCCAGCAACAGUUGUGACAACAGCUUUGAGAUGUUGUCUACCAGGGAGGGCCACUAGGGACUCAGGGCCCAGGGCCUAAACCUGGCAUGGACCAAAAUCCCAAAGUUCCAGAAGGAAAGCGGAUGUUCAGCACAGACCGCACCAUGCAAGGAGUCUGGGCCCAUAAACCACCCUCAUCAGUUAGAGAACUGUGGGAGCCCUCCCGAAAUGCAAGUUCCCCAACGCCAGCCUGACACCAGCCUUGUGUGCAGGCCUUCCAAGGGAUGGCCCUCUCAGGCCUGCUCUGCUCGCCCAUCUGCGCGGACCCUAACGUUGGCUGUCUUUUUGUCUGUCCAAAGGUCAGGAAGAAAUGGGAGUGGCUCCUGGAGAGCUGUUUUGGAGGGUGUCUAAGUGCAUUCCUGAGAGGGAGUGACCAUACCCGGCCAGAGGGCAGAGGUUAAUUCAGGAGAGUCUGCUGGCCUGCUGAGCAGGCUGUCGGUGGUCAGAAACACAUGGUGAGCUGAGGAGGAAAAGGCUGAGGGGUCUGACCACCUGCGGGUCUCCAGGCCUUGGGACCAAAGGCAGGUGGUCAGUGGGGAGGUACCCCCAGCCGGGGGUGUCAACGUGGUCCUGACCAGUUCAGAAGGAGAGUGGAGCAUUGGUGGGUGUGACUGCGUGGUGCCACCUGUCAGAGGGUGACAGGCAGAGUGGGGAGCAGAUGCUAUCAGUGACAAGUCCGAGAGUUAGUUAACAGUGAGAGUUUUUAAAGUCACUGACUUGAGUUGAUGAAACAAGGCAGUAGGUUAUCUUCUUUGCUUUAUUAGGACUGUCUUGAUUUUAUUGAAUAAUUUUUUCUUACAAAGAAAUAGUUUAGCCUUUGUUUCUAAACCAGAAGGACCUUCCCAUAAUUUACAUUCUGUUUGCUUAAUUUGCACCCAGUUAAUUUUUGCCAUAAUUUAAAAAUUCAUCCCUGUCAGGUGCUGGUCAUCUAGGGUCUGCUGGCUGUUUUAAAGCCCACUUAGUGACUAUUUUUAAAGAAGUUAAGACAGAAAUGUCUCUUUUAUCUUAAAAAGCUCUAGGGUAACAGAGGAUGCUCUCCAAGGGUGACCUCAGGUUUCUUCUGAGCCCUUCUUGAUGGAAUGGACAACGGUGUACCAGGAUUCCAGCCCAGAGGGGCGAAGGGUGAAAGGUCAGGGAGGGGCAUGGGGGCGCGUAGCGAGAUGGUGAGGACUGGACUGCGGCCUGGAUGGGCUUCAGUGGUGUCAUCUGUGGAGUGGUGUGUCCAUGUGCUGCAGGGACUCUGUAGAGAUGUGCCACGUGGGCUCGGUGACAAAGGCCACAGGUCACAGCUGUGGAGAUCACCAUGGCUGGCCAGGGCCGUGGAGGUCCGAUGAGACCUGGAAAGUGAGGACAGGUGCAGCCCAGCCCAGUCUCAGUCUAGCAGAGCAGUCGGAACCGGAGACGACCUGCUUGGCCAGAGCGUCUGAAGAAGAAGAGCGGCUGGAGGACUGGAUGCAGAUCGAGGCGCCACGAAUGCCGCACAGGGUGCGGUGCUGCCCAGGGCGUGUGGCUGCGCAGGGUGUGCGGCUUCUGGUUUUCCUUGUUCACCACCUGCACAGCCGUCUGUGCUCGUGAGGGAGGCUCUGCCUCCUCUGGACUUGCAAGGCUGGGACACUCUUCCUUAGGGUGGGGCUGGAGGAGCAACGUAAACACUUUACUUGCUUGAUUCCUGAAUGUUGGAUCAUCUCCACUAAAAAGUAUGGAGUGGUUUUGUUUUUUUUGUCAUACUUGUUAUUCACUUUAUUUGUAAACUUUUUUUAAUGCCAUAUUACUAGGAUCCCAGGUCCUUGCACAUUCAAAGGGAAGUUUGCUUGUUAACCUCAGUGAAUCUCUAACAUGAUGAAUAUAGGGCUGGCUGGGGUUCCCAUCCUAGGGUUAACCUUUUCUUGGGCCCAGGCUGCAGAGUAUGAGACUGUCUGUAUUAGCGUCCUGGGGUGCCAUAACAAAGUCCCCCAAACCGGGGACUUUAAACAGCAAAUUUAUUCUCUCUCAGUGUGGGAGGGGAGAAGUCCAUGUCAAGGUGUUGGCAAGGCCAUGUUCCCUCUGAAGGCCCUAGGGGAGGAUCCCUCCUCAUCUCUUCCAGCUUCUGGUGACCUCAGGCAUUCCUUUGCUUGUGGCAGCAUCACUCGGACAUCACUUCCAGUGUCAGGUGGCCCUCUCCUCCCUGUGUGUCUGUGUCUCUCUCUUGUUAGAAGGACACCACUCAUACUGGGGUAAGGGCCCACCCUACUACAGUAUGACCUUAUUUUAACUAGUUACAUCUGUAAUGACCCUAUUUCCAAAUAAGGUCUCAUUCACAGGUACUGUGGUGAGGACUUCAGCAUAUCCUUUCCGGGACACAGUCUUGCCCCAACCGCUGUCUCCUGAACAGAUUCCCGCUGCUCCUUUGCCUGCUCCCGUGUGUCAGGCCUCACCCCAUGCUCUUACUGUUCCCUGCUCCCAGGUGUCCACCAGGAGACACAGGCUGGGUCACCAAGUUGAGGACAGCUCGGCUGGCCUUCCUGGGUUGGAACCAGCCAACUCCCUUGAGAUUGUGCCCACAGGUGUCCAUCGCCUUCCAGGACCUGGCCGUGUGGUUCUCCAAGGAGGAGUGGCGGCUCCUAGGGGAGGGGCAGAGGGCGCUCUACCGCGACGUGAUGCGGGAGAACUAUGAGAUGCUGGUCUCGCUGGGGACAGCUGAGCUUCUUCCCCUCUCUGCCUUCCUGUCUCCCACAGAGCCUGGAGGAGCUAUGGGAGGCGGAAGCAGUGCUGAUGAGGGGCAGGAGCCUGCUAGGGAAGGCCCCUCGGGAGGAACUCCCCAGCACAGCCUGCACCUCACCGCCCUGGUGCAGCUGGUGAAGGAGAUCCCAGAGUUCCUGUUCGGGGAAGUCAGCCCCGAGAGUGGGGGAGCCAGCCUGGACGGGGAGCGGGCGAGCCCCGAGGCAGCUGUGGCCAUGGAGACUUGCCCUCUUCAGGGCCUGCUCGACUGCCUUCCGGACACGCCUGUCAGCCGGCCCAGCCUGGCCACUACGCCCAGCGGCAGCUCGUCAUCCAGCGGCCCGUCCAGAACCCGGGGACAGGGAAGCCCGCUCGUGCUCAAAACUGCUGACAGACCGAGGCCAGAAGAGGAGGAAGGCUCACGAACCCCGGUCAGGGAGCCCAGCCCUCCCGCCUGUGGCCUUGGCAGGAGGAAGAGCCACAGAAAACAGGAGAGAGGGACCUCGGCGCCAGGUGCCGCAGGAAUCUCUCCUGGGAACAGCCCCUUGCAAGGCCUCAUCAACUGCCUGAAGGACAUCCUCGUGCCUGGGCCCCAGCAUCCUGAGGCGUCCCCGAGCUUACUGCCUCCUGUCCCUGGCCUGUCACGGCUAACCAGGGCAGAGCUGGAGCCUGGGAGCCCGCCCUGGGGAGUGAAGUCGGAGGCAGUUUCAGGGGAUUGUCCCCUCCAAGGUCUGCUGAACUGUCUGAAGGAGAUCCCAGAGGCCCAGCUCAGGCAUCCCACCCCCUCAGGAGUAGGGGUUCCACAGCUGCCGGAGGAUCCAGGGGCCCGGAAAAGGAAUUCUGGAGGGCGCAGCCCUGGUCCUGGAGCUGGCAGCAUGCUCUCUGUGAAGAUGGAGGACGACUGGGCCCCGAGCCCCCCAGCGCCUGCAUCCUGUCAGCUCAGCAAGCGGACACACAGCCCCGCUGCCACUGGCGGCCCAGGGGGUGAUAGACACAGCAGGGGGCUCCAAGUGCCCAGCUGGGUCCCUGUGGCUCAAGCCGGCAGUGCCUCGAGCUCAGCCCUGGAAGCCCUGGAGGCCUGUCUGAAGGGCAUUCCCCUGAGUGGGUCGUUACCUCCCCAGCCGCCGACCACCUCUUGGUCUCGGAGCCCCCAGCCAGGAGACCCUGGGUCUCAGAGGCCCCAGCUGCAGCCCCUUGGAUUACACAGCAAAGAGGCAACCAUGGGGCCCCUUCUGGCUCUGGGCCUGCAGGGCUCUGUGAGAGACAGCCCUGCCCUCCUCCCAGCCCUCCACGGCACCCCCACCAGCUUCUCCUCGUCCAGCAGCACGGAUGGGGACCUGGAUUUCCAGAGCCUUGAGAGCAGCCAAGUACGUCCACCUGGAAAAGGAAGCCCAGUGGGAAGCUCCCCGCUCCAGGGCCUGGAGAACUGCCUCCGAGAGAUACCUGUGCCCGGGCCUCAGCCUGCCUGGUCCUGGUCCUCGGCAGGGGACAGGGGGCCACGGAGAGCAGAGGCCAAGAACUGGACGGCAGACACGGAAGGGCUGAGGGGCGAGGCCUGUGCGCCAGCCCGUCUAGGACAGCGCAGCGGGGGAGUGCCCACCAGGAGCGUCCAGCUGGCUAGCCCACAGGCUCUCACCUCUAGUAGCGUCCCUGCCUGCUGUCAGCGAGGGCUCAAAGACCAUGGGGCCAUCAGGCCGGGACCCGGGAGGUGGCUCCAAGAUGGGGUGGCCACCAAGCCCUCCCCACUCCACUGCCUGGAGAACUCUCUGAAGGGGAUCUUGCCUGGGCGGCCCCUGCGCUUCGCCUGCUUGGCCGGCCCCGGCUCUGGCCCUGGCCCCAGCUCCAGCCCCAGCCCCGGCUCCAGCUCGAGCUUCAGCAGCUCCGAAGGAGAAGACCUGAGGCUGGAGCCUGAGCUCUGGCAGCCGCUCCUGCAGGAGAGGGGCCGCCUUCCCAGCUGCAAGGGUCCUGGCCCUCCGUCCCUGCGCCCUGGCGGUGCCCCCGCUGGCAGCAGCCCUGGUGAAGUUCCAAGGAGAGCAGAGCCCAGGGACCCCUGUGGUCUCAGUGCAGCAGGAAAAGGAGAAGAGAAGACGGGACACAGGUCCCAGUCGCCCUGGAGAGAAGUGCACUCAGAGACACUGGGCCGGCCGGGCCCCCUGGGCAGCACUGGAGGAGAGGCAGCUGUGAAUCCCAGCCCUGCCCCUCAGCUGGAGAGAAAGCCCCGGCCGGGACCUUGCCGGCCUCCUGGGCCAGCCCAUGGGUCCCUAUCCUGGAAGCCCAGCGUUAGUGAAGAAUCCAGGGGCCUGGGGCCUGGAAGCGGAAGACCAAGUGUUGCAGCCAGGACCAACGGGAGACUGCUUCCCAGAGGCCUGCCUGAGCCAUCGCCUGUGGCCCCUGUCCCUCCGGCUUUGCCACUUGCCUCUCCGCGGCCACCCUGCCCCUGUGGGAGUUCCCUGCAGCAGGAGCUCCGUAGCCUCAGCGCUGCCCUGUCAGAGAAGCUCGAGCGGCUCGCUGCGGCCCUGGCAGGCCUGUCUCAGGAAGUGGCCACCAUGAGGACCCAGGUGGAUCGGCUGGGGAGGCGCACGCGGGGCCCUGGGCCAAAGGGCCAGGCUUCCUGGCCGUGGGCCCUCCCCCGGGGGCCUCGCUGGGCUAACGGCCCCGCCCACAGACACCUGCCCUACUGGAGACAGAAGGCCCCCACCCGGCCGAAACCAAAGGUCCUGCGCAGCCAGGCCGAGGCCUGCAGGGCUGGCAACUCCUCAGGCCUCUCCAGCGGAAGGCUCCGCCCAGUGCCUCCACUACCUCCAGACACCCCCCCAGCAGAACCUUCUGGACCCAAUACCAGCCCUUCCCAGCAGCCCCUCUCCUCAGCAUGCAGCUGCUGUCCUGUGCUAACUGUGCACGCCCACCUCGGACACACUGGGGGCCAGCAGAGCCCCACGCCCCCUUCAGUGCCUGCUGUCUUACCCACCCUGACAGCCUCUCCUGCAGCCCGCUCAGAGGCAGAGCUGUGGGCUGCGGCAGCUGCACCAGCCGGACCCCUAAACCUGCCGAAGGCUCCAGACAGCCUGCUGGCAGGGGCCUGCAGAGCCCUGCAGGAGGAGCUGUGGGGUGGGGAAUGGAGGGGCCCGAGCUGGGGGGCCCCUGACCGCCUUCUUCACCAGCGCAGUCCUGCCCAAGAUGCUCCGCCUGCGGCCGCUGCUCCUAGGGACCAUCCGACCCCCUCACCCCACUCCAGCCGAACCUUCCCCACUUCUGGGCCGUGAAGGGGCUGGAGUUCCGCCACUGGCCUGACUGCCCGACUCCAGGAUGCUCUUUGCUCAGGGAGGCUGUAUUUGGGGUGCAUUCCUCAGCCGCGCUGCUGGCCUUGCCUCAGGUUCAUUCAGAUGUUGCCCCCCCCCCGCCUUCCUUCCCACUGGAACUGCCGAAGCUGGCAGGCCGGUGGUGUGUGUACACGCCCGUGCACACUCGUGUGCCUGGGGCACUUCAAACAGCUGCAGAGGGGUCGUGAGAGCCCCUCGUUCUAACAGCUGCCCCCAUCUCAGCGCAGAGGAGGGCGUGGCCUUGCCUUCCUGGUAACUGUGGGCAUAGCUUUCGUCUGGGGAGAGCUCUGCCCUGUGGCCUAAGCUGGAUUCACCCGUGUGGAUUCCAAAAUGAAAGAAGGUUGUUGCUAAGGGAGGGGCCCUUGGUUCCUACAGAAGGCUCAGGCGGGCUACCCCAGGGCGUGGCCGAUUGGUUAUGCUACCAGUCCUGGGGAUGAGGUAGCCCACUGCCUGCCCUCCGACACCCUGGAGAGAAUUCAGCAAUCUGCCUAUGGCUGGAGGCUCGGCUGCGGGAUGGACUCCCCCAGUGACUCCCUGGGAAGGAGUGGCACACAUUGUGUCAUGGCGGCACAUUGGGGCACUGUAACAGAGUGCCACAGACGUUUACUUUCCCUGUUGUGGGGGCCGGAAGUCCAAGAUGAAGAUGUCAGUGGGGUUGGUUCCUUCUGAGGCUGUGAGGAGUCUGCUCCAGCCUCUGCUUGGCUCAUCAGUGACCAUCUUCAUGUUCACGUGGCGGGCGUUCUCCCUGUAUGCGUGUCUCCAAAUUUCCCCUUUGUGUAAGGACACAGUCAUUGGACCAGGGUCACCCUGAUGCCCUCACUUGAACCGUAUUCUGUGAACACCCUGUGUCCAAAUAGGGUCAGAUGUAGGGGUUAUGACUCCAACAUAUGAAUUUAGAGGGGACACAUUUCAACUUGUAACACAUAUAGGGGACUGGGCUCGUUGUCUUGGGUUCAUCUUGGGAGAAGAAAGUGUGACCAAGGUGUCACUAGGCCUGCUUUCCUGGUGGCCAGACGGCCUGCUCUGGGCCCUGCCCCUCAGACGGCGCGGCCGCGUGGCGGUGCAUCAGUAACAGCCUGCCUGUCACUUCUCCACCUUGUUUCCUCCCCCAGGGUCAGAGCUCUUCCGUGAACCUUGUGUUCCUGAGUUCCUGAUUUGAGGAGUCUUUGGGACUCUGUGUACACGUGCUGCCUGGGAAAGACUGGCCUGGCAUAGACUGGCAGGUGGCUCUGCUGUCAGGGAACCCGGGGCCCAGAAGAGGCUGUAGCCACAGCAGCUGCACAAGCAGUACCUUGUGGCUGCUGUGCCCGUUGUGCCCCUAAAGUCAGGGUCUUUGGGGCCACACACAGGGCCUGGCCUGUGCCCUUCACUGCAGCAGGCUGCUGAUGCAGACUGUCACAAAGAGGGGACGUUAAAAUGUUUUCAGGACUGGAAUAAGUCCCAAGCUGACUGUCUUAGAAGCUAAUGUCUGAGAUCAUGUAAGUAGGACGUUUAAAGUAAGCGGUCUUCACGUCUAGCCAUACUUGAUAGAGAAUAAGGAGCGGAAGAGUUCUAGGCUUUCCACUCAUGAAGACCUCAGGAAGAUGAGUCCAGCUCCUUUUCAAGCUGUGCAGGGAGCGACGCUGGGCACGUUUUAGAGCCAGUAGACAGGGUAGGACAGGACCCUGAGGAGGGUGCCACCCUCGGGAGCAGCGGCCCUGGCAGUGAGGAGGAGAGUUCUGUCCACUCCUGCUCGGCCCUCCUGUCCGGCCUGGCUGGCCUGCAUUCUCCUCUCCUCGCCCUUCCCAGCAUGGGUGGUGGGAGGUGGUCUGCUAUCCCCCUUCAUAUGGCAGUUUAAGGUUUUGUUCUGUGGAAUUUACAAACAUCAGCCAUCGCACAAACCCUCUGCAGCAGACAUAAAGGAGCAAACGAGCUCAGAGGGUGUCACUUGCUCACGAUCACACAGCUUUUGACUGAUAGUUGAGAAGGGUGCUGUGCUUGGCAGCCCUGGCAUGUCCCCUCACAGCCAGGGCCCAGCUCCUUCCAACCCCCGCCUGCUGCGCAGACGACGAUGCGCAGUGUCCCCAGGUUCAGUAGUCCACAUCCAAUCGGACCAUAUACGAAGUUCAAUCCUUUUUUUUAAGAAUGUGGAAAAUAAGUAAUAAAAUUUUAAGAAGCUCCCCACUCCGCAGUCAUGUUUGUCCCACAGGAGUUAGUUUCCCAGGCCCUGUCCCUUGCCACACGAAGAAAACCCUUUCACAACUGUUCACUGAAAAGCCUUCUAGAGUCACUGAUCGGGUGAAAAAUCUGUGGAGUUUAGGACUGUGUCCUUUUCCUUCACCUACUUCAUGGGGUGGUUUGAGGAGGAAAUGUCACUUUGAUGGGAGAAACUGAGGGACCUUUUGAACUCAGGGGUUCUGGGGGUCUGGGAGUGGGGGGCAGAGAAGGCUCUGGCUCUGCCUGCCGCCGUCCUGGAAGGAGCCAGAAGACGUCCUGGCCAACCUCUCCCCACGGGGCUCACGUCAGGGGCCCUUGAAGUGCUCUGUCUCCACCUUCCUCUGUCAGGCGGGGAAAGGGGGAGGGUCCCGCUUCCACCUGUCAGAGUCAGAGAAGACGCCCCCUCCCCCCAUCUCCAGGGCUCCCCCGAGGGGUCCAGUGGAAGGGAGGCCGCCAUGGGGUUGGGGUGCAGGGGCCACAGUUCACUUCCUCCACUCCUGAUGUCACUGCUCCCUCCUAAGGACCUUGGGCACCUGGCAGACCAGACUGUUCACUCUCAACUUUUUUGUGUGUUGUGUUUUAGAUGUGGCUUCUGUAGACAUCCUGUAGUUGGAUUUUAGUUUUUAAUUCAGCUUGACAAAUUUUGUUCCUUCCUUGGAGCCCUUAAUCCAUUUCCAUGUAACAUGAUUACUGACAUGUUUAUCAUCUUAUUUUGUGCUUUAUGUUUGUCCCACCUGUUCUGAGGUUUUUUUCUUCUUCCCUGAUGCCUUUUGUAUCAGCAAUGUUGUAAUCACUCUGUUAUUUCCCUCUACUAGCCUCAAAAUUGAAAGACCCUAAGGGAGAAACAGGCAAAUUCACAAUCAUGUUGGGAAGACUUCUAGCAUAUCUCUCUCAGGAAUUAACAGAAGAAAUCAGGCAGGUUAUAGAAGAUUUGAACAAGCUAAUAACAGACUUGUUCUGAUUGAUGAAUAUAUAGAACCCGGCACCAUAGGACUGUGAAAUAGACAUCCUUUUCAAGCAUAUAUAGAACAUUUUUUUAAUUGGCUGUACACUAAACCCUAGAGCAAGUUUAAACAAUUUUUUUAAGUAUUGAAAUUAUAUAGAAUAUAAUCUAUGACCAUACUUUAGCUUUUAAGCUUCAAAUAAGUAACAAAAAAUAACCAGAAAUUUUUGUAUGUUCAAAAAAUAAAAGUUAUACCUCCAAAUAAACUAUGUCAAUGAAGAAAUCAUAA
This is a messenger RNA of Equus caballus (horse), 13785 nucleotides long. It is a transcript of the gene KRABD3, whose product is annotated as KRAB-A domain containing 1. NCBI's taxonomy places the organism in Eukaryota, Metazoa, Chordata, Mammalia, Perissodactyla, Equidae. Gene Ontology annotation, biological process: regulation of DNA-templated transcription. The record is from RefSeq and is a predicted model, not a curated record.